GUAUUAAGCAAAGAUGGCUACUGAAUUAACCGUUCAAUCCGAAAGAGCUUUCCAAAAGCAACCACACAUCUUUACCAACCCAAAGGCCAAGGCCAACAGAAAGACCAAGAGAUGGUACAAGGACAUUGGUUUAGGUUUCAAGACCCCAAAGACCGCCAUUGAAGGUACUUACAUUGACAAGAAGUGUCCAUUCGUUGGUACUGUCUCCAUCAGAGGUAAGAUCUUGACCGGUACUGUUGUCUCCACCAAAAUGCACAGAACUAUCAUCAUCAGAAGAGACUACUUGCACUACGUUCCAAAAUAUAACAGAUACGAAAAGAGACACAAGAACGUCGCUGCUCACGUUUCCCCAGCUUUCCGUGUCCAAGAAGGUGAUGUCGUUACCGUUGGUCAAUGUAGACCAAUCUCUAAGACCGUUAGAUUCAACGUCAUCAAGGUUGCCGCUGCUGCUUCCAAGUCCAAGCAAUUCACUAAGUUCUAAACAGCUAACAAAACGUUAAUAUGAUUUCAAAAACUGAAGACGUCUCUCCCGAGAUGGUCUAGUAUAUAUAGUAUUUAUAUAAGUUUUGUUUCUGUUUUAUUAGGGUCUUUUUCUUUUAAUGUUACAUUAGUCUUAU
This is a messenger RNA of Scheffersomyces stipitis CBS 6054, 617 nucleotides long. RefSeq names its product 40S ribosomal protein uS17. Gene Ontology annotation, biological process: translation. The record is from RefSeq and is a predicted model, not a curated record. Gene Ontology annotation, molecular function: structural constituent of ribosome. The transcript has 2 exons. Lineage: Eukaryota; Fungi; Ascomycota; Pichiomycetes; Serinales; Debaryomycetaceae. Gene Ontology annotation, cellular component: ribosome; cytosolic small ribosomal subunit. The coding region runs from base 14 to 481 and encodes 155 amino acids.